GAGAUAGACUCGGCACAGCAAGCGGACAGAGUUGCCAAGAGGAGAUGUCGGGGGAGGACCCGGAGGAGACUGCCAGUGGUGGUGGUGUCGCUCCACUCGACCCCUCACAGCUAUCAUGAGAAGCUAGCACCUCAUUCUCGGCGAAAAGGCCCUGCUUCCUCUCGUCCAGCCGUGUUCUUUGGGUGUGUACCAGCACUGCCGCCACCCUCACCACCAUGGCAGUCAACAUGUAUUACUCAUCAGAAAGUUCGGACAGUGAAAAUACAGCAGAAAACUUCAGCCUGGACUUCUCUUACCUAAUGCUGGAUACAGACUCCUUGGUGGUCCACCUCAGAAACAGCAUCAGGGAGCAACACCUGCAGCAGAAAUGUGAGUCUCCCAGAACCAGCAGGAGGAAAGGUGGUGACAGGAGAAGAGGAGGAAGAGGAAGGGAUGAAGAGGGCCCGGAAUCAGAAGGCAGCAUGGACAGCAUACACGAUACGGUCACCAAGAAACUGCUGCUCCAACACAACAUGCUGCUGUCAUUACCCUUUGAAAUCACUAGGUUCUCCAGUCUGUUGAGCCUCGAUCUCUCCAAUAACAAUCUCACUCACGUCAAUGACUUCCUCCUGCAGCUGCCAGAGUUGCAGUCCCUCUACCUUCAGAACAAUAAUCUGGCUGAUGACGGACUACCUAAGGAGCUUUACACUCUUACCAAGCUCAGGGAACUCAACCUAAGUGGAAACAAGUUGACCCGAGUCCUCCCUCAGCUCUGUGAGGUUGCUGGUCUGAGGUACCUCUAUUUGGGGGGAAAUGAGAUCACCGAGAUUCUACCAGAAAUCAAAGCGCUGCAAAGCCUUCAAGUCCUACAUCUAGGAGGUAACCUGCUGGAGACUGUCCCUGAUGAGUUAGGUGAACUGCACCAGCUGGCGGCACUCAUCCUGUGUGACAACAGGCUGCGCUCUCUGCCAAGGGUCAUCUCCAAUCUCACUCGACUCCGCUCACUGCUUUUGCACAAGAACAACCUGUGCUGCCUUCCUGUGUGCAUUGUGAAGCUCAGAGGACUGACAGAGCUGAGUCUUCGUGACAAUCCCCUAGUCACAAGAUUCGUCAACUCUUGUGCCCGGGAGAUCAUGUACAAUACUCCAAGCCUUCUUGAACUGGCGGCACGGGUCAUCAAGCUCAAGAAACUCCCAUACACAAGCGAAGACCUUCCACGCAAUCUUGUCUACUAUCUUUCAAGUGGUCAGAGAUGUGUCAAUCCCAAGUGUAAAGGCAUGUACUUCACGUCCUGUGUUGAGCAUAUCAAGUUUGUAGACUUCUGUGGUAUGUAUCGACUGCCCUUGAUGCACUACUUGUGUUCCUCCCGCUGCUCCUCCAAGACUCCAGACUACUACCGUGCCCAGUCUGAGUCAGACAGCGAGGAGGAUGAGCCAGCAGCCAGGAUGAAGCGUGUCUUGCUGGGCUAAGUUGUCAGCCAGCAUGUGGGUUCAUCUCUUGGGAGUGUUGGUGGUGCCCUGAAUCCAAGCCAGUGUGGAUGCAAUUACAAGGUGCUCUAUGCAAGAACGGAGAUAUAUGAAGAGGCAUAAUGAGAGUUUGUUAUGAUAUGUAUUUGAUGUUAAUGCCUCUAUAAGUACACAAAACCCAAAGCUAUAAUUGUAAUCAAGCCAUGGAGCUUCAUUCUGAACCCUUGGAGAAAAUCCCUAAAUUGACCAGCAAAUAACAAGAGUCAUUAGCUUGACAGGGGUGAGGUUGUUUCCUGGAGCAUCUUGUAUGGCCAUGGUGGUUAGCCCUUCAUUGUUGACUGUUCCCUUGUUAUGGACAAGAUUAUAUUAGUGAGUAUUAUAAACACAAUAACCCUAAUGAAAAUACAAAAGGAAAUAAUAUGAUUGUGUAUUAGAAUGUUGUUUAGAUAGUAUUCUUUAUAGUUUCUGACUUCCCAUUGCCUUGAGGAAUGUACCUAUAGAUAAACAGGAAUAGUCAUCCUUGGAUCCAUGAGUGUUAUGCAUUGUGGAACUGAAUGCCAGAUGGAAUAUGAAAUUAGACCAAAUGAAAUUAAUGCAGGAGGUAUUUGGGUUCAGGGAUUUAUUAGGGGAGUAUGCAAGCAUGAAAGGUAAUGUAUGAGAGGGAAUGGUGUAAAGGAGUAAAUAAUAGAUGGAGACUUGUCACAGCCAUUCCCUCAGGGGAGUUCUUAGGAAGAGGCAUCAGAUCUAGACAGGUGGAUAUGAUCCUUCAGUUUAAGUGAAAAAAGGAACAAAUCUUGUGAGCUAACCCAAAAAACACAUCUGGACAAGAAGGCCUGAUCAGGGGGCAUGUCCAUUGCUGGGUAUGCUUGAUGGGUGGGUCAGCAUAAUGCCUGUGCCUUUGUUGGGUGAAGUUGCCAGACAGUGUUGUGUGGGGGCUUGAGGCAGGCAUUGGAACUUAAAAGCUGCCAGACAUGAACCUCUGCUAUUCAGCCAUAUUUUGCAUCAUGUUUUCUUUUCCUCCAUUCAUCAUACUUGCAUAAUUAUGCUACAGAACAUUACUAUUAUUCAGUGGUUCUGAAUAAGAUGUUUAUUGUAUCACACAGCAAUCUAUUGGUGUCAUUGGGCAAACUGCCCAUCCAUCAGCUCUGCCGUGUGGAUGACAUUUGUAGAUAUGCAUGGCAGAAUUUGUCAGCUGUUCACCUACCUGCUGGGCAUGCCUGCCUAUCUGGCCUUGCCUUAACACUAACAUGAUCUGAAGCAAAUCUAUGGCAAGGGAGCAACACUAAAUGUUGAAGGGUUUAGUCAAGUAGUUUAGGUAAAAGUAAAUUCUAUGAAAUGUUUGAAUUACUCAAGUUUUCCUAUUUAGAGUUCUUUAUAGAUUUUUUUAAGUUUAGAGGUUAGAGUUCUUUAUACAUUUUUUACAUUUAGAGUAUUAUGCUAUGAUUUUUUUUUUUUCUUCUGUAGCUUAUCUGUGAUACCUUGUUGAAGAGAAUUGGCUUUUGCUUCCCUUUAAUGAUAUAGACUUGUACCAGCAGGAGUCAAACCCCAAAAUUGUUGCUCCUUUCAUAUUAUAUAUUUUUAUAUCCACUGCAGCUUAUCUGUAAAUUAAAAGUCAAAGCUUACUUCAAGAACUAA
This is a messenger RNA of Scylla paramamosain (green mud crab), 3080 nucleotides long. Its product is annotated as leucine-rich repeat-containing protein 58-like. Gene Ontology annotation, molecular function: protein binding. NCBI's taxonomy places the organism in Eukaryota, Metazoa, Arthropoda, Malacostraca, Decapoda, Portunidae. The transcript has 4 exons. Bases 216 to 1448 code for a protein of 410 amino acids. The record is from RefSeq and is a predicted model, not a curated record.